Messenger RNA from Eimeria tenella, 1407 nucleotides. RefSeq lists its product as uncharacterized. Bases 1 to 1407 code for a protein of 468 amino acids. Lineage: Eukaryota; Apicomplexa; Conoidasida; Eucoccidiorida; Eimeriidae. The record is from RefSeq and is a predicted model, not a curated record. The transcript is spliced from 3 exons.
AUGAACUCCCCCCCCCCGGACAAGCGCUUCGACUCCCCUUCAUUUUCCCCAGCCCGGAAGCAGCAGCACAGCAGCAGCAAAGCAGCAGCAGCAGCAGCAGCUUGGGAGGACCCGGAGCUCUUUGGGGAGGAGGAGGGGCCCCCGGAGGUGGGGGCCCCCGGCAGCAGCAGCAGCAGCAGCAGCAGCAAGUCAAAGAAGCACGGGGCCCCAGGGCCCCAUUCGCAUGCAAGAAGGCCAAGCGCAACUUCUUUCCCCGACGCCUCCGAAGACGAGGCAGAAGACCCACCCGCAGCAGCAGCAGCAGCAUCUGCUGCUGCUGCUGCUGCUGCUGCUGCAGCGGGGGGCCCCCGCGGCCGCCGCGCGCGGCAGCCGCCGCUGAGCGCCUCCUGCUUCCUCGCGACCCCCCAGGGGGCCCCCGGCGACGCUCUGUUGGACUUGUAUUGUCAAAUAAACAAUUCUCGGGAUAAGUUGCAGAAAUAUGAUUUUAUUAAAAGACAAAAAGCCCGCAGCAGCAGGAAGCAGGGCCUGCAGCGCGAGCUGCAGGCCGCGCAGGCCCUCCUCGCCCGCGCCUCCAGCCAGCAGCAGCAGCAGCGGCGAACCAGCAGCAGCAGCAGCAGCAGCAGCAGCAGCGGGGAGGCGGCGCGGGCGGCGCUGUGCGUGCGGCGGUGCAGCCGGGAGCUGGCGCGGCUGCGAGCUGCGGAAGCUGUGGAGCUGCGGGAAGCUUUAAAUGGUUUAUUAGAAGAAAUAAGAAAUAAAAUAAAUGAAUAUUAUCCUUUUAAUGAACACAUUUCGAAACUGACGCGAAGACUGGAGAAGCAGCCGCUGCAGCAGCAGCUGUGGGCGCGCCUGCGGCCGCUCCUGGUGUACAGACACCUCACGGGCUUUCUGCAGCACUGGCAGCAAAACGGCUGCCCCCCAAACCCUCACUUGCUGCUAAACCCCCGCGAUCUCGCCCCCGACGAGCCCCCAAACCCUUUUCUAAACCCUAAUGCAAACCCUAAUUCAAACCCUAAUCCAAACCCUCGUCCAAACCCUCAUUCUCCAAACCCUCAGGACGAGUGGGGGGGGCCCGAGGACUACCCCGAGGAGGCGGGGAUGGACUUGGACGCGGACUUUGCGGAAAGUGCGGGUAAAAGUGGAAGUAAAAACAAAAAUGAAAAUAUAAAUGCGAACAAAAAUAUAAAUGAAAAUCUUUUUUCAAAUUUAAAUAAAAAUUCAAACAAAAGUGCCGGCGAAGAUAUGCCUCGAGACCCCGUCGGCCGCGCCGCUGUACAGCCACCCCAACCAGACCCUGAAGGACCCUCAGCAGAAGAGCUGAGAGAGCUGCGGCAAAAACAGCAAGAGGCCAGAGCCCGCAGGCAGCAGCUGCAGGCCCAGCGCCAGCAGCAGUCAGGGUUUGGGGUUUAG